This is a messenger RNA of Effrenium voratum, 780 nucleotides long. NCBI's taxonomy places the organism in Eukaryota, Dinophyceae, Suessiales, Symbiodiniaceae. The record is from the annotation of a GenBank genome assembly.
AUGACGGUCGCCCGUGCCGCGACGGUUCAAUAUGAAAACGUGCAGGAAAUAGAGCAUGUUUAUCCGCUCGUCCGCUCGUCGAAACAGCUGGACCGGGUCAUUUCGGAAAUUGAAAACGCGCCUGGUAUCGUCCUUUACACGCUCGUGGAUGACGAAAUCGCCAGUCGGUUGGAAAGGAAAUGCCGGGAACUUGGUAUUCCCUUCGUCAAUAUCCUGGAUCCGGUCUUCGCCGUGUUCCAAUCCUACCUCAACGUGACGCAAACCCACCGUGUCGGCGGGCAACAUGAACUCGACGCCGAAUAUUUCCGGCGGAUGGAGGCCCUCAACUACACGAUGCUGCAUGAUGACGGUCAGGUCUGGGACGAUCUGGAAUCAGCCGAUAUUGUCCUGAUCGGCAUUUCCAGAACAUCCAAGACACCGACCUGCAUCUAUCUGGCCAAUCGUGGCAUCAAGGCAGCAAAUGUUCCGCUGGUUCCCGGUAUUCCCCUUCCGGAUCAUGUGAAGGCACUGAAAGGACCGAUGAUUGUCGGUCUGAUCGCAUCCGUUGAGCGUAUCCAGCAGAUCAGGCGUAACAGGGUUCUGUCUUUGAAUUCAGAGGGUUACAACGACACCUAUGUCGACCGGAAGGAAAUUUCGCAGGAAAUCAACAUGACCCGGCGGCUCUGUUCGGAAAACGGCUGGCCGCUGAUUGACGUGACGCGCCGUUCGGUGGAAGAAACGGCUGCUGAAAUUCUGACGAAAUUCAAGGGCUUCAAGGCAGAAACCGGAGAUUCGAUCUAG